AUGAAAACGUUGAAACGGAAGUUCCCUCUGCCAGAAGAGGAAAAACCGAAAUUGAAGAGUAACAAGAACGUUAAAUCAGCGGCAAAACUUCGCUCACUUGAAGAAGAAGCAGCAAAAUUGGUUCCAUGGACAUUAGAUUUGGACGAUGAAGGUUCAUCUUCAGAUCUCGAGAAGGAAACCAAGUCGCUGAAAAUCUCUGAUAUUGCCACUCCAUCUAAUAAAAAAUUAAUUGGUAGCAGCAGCGAUGAGAUGAAUUCAGAAAAUUCUGAUGAAGAGAAGGAGACUGACACAAUAGCUACUGAUGAGGAUACUGGCUCAGGGAAAGAGGAAGAUAUGGAAGUCAAUGAAUUACCUACGACUUCAAAGGAAGAAGAAGAAGAAGAAGAUUAUCAAAAGGAAUUUAAAGUGCUCGGGCAGACAGAGUUUGAACCACUGAAAAAGAUUAAUGUUACAACUUCUUGGGUAUCAAAUGCAACCUUGUUUCCUGCCGAGAUUAUUAAGGAGAAUCUUGCGGAUCUAUCUUGUGUAGGCGGUUUGCCUGAACCUAUAGCGAAAAUAGUCAAGAAGAAAAUCGAUUCUUGGUUUCCAGUCCAGGUAAGCAACUUCAAAUCAGCUGCACUUCAGCAUGUUCCUUGUUGAAA
This is a messenger RNA of Strongylus vulgaris, 641 nucleotides long. NCBI's taxonomy places the organism in Eukaryota, Metazoa, Nematoda, Chromadorea, Rhabditida, Strongylidae. The record is from the annotation of a GenBank genome assembly.